Corythoichthys intestinalis (scribbled pipefish) is the source of this 4674-nucleotide messenger RNA. RefSeq names its product zinc finger protein OZF-like. Gene Ontology annotation, biological process: regulation of transcription by RNA polymerase II; embryo development; urogenital system development. The record is from RefSeq and is a predicted model, not a curated record. The transcript has 3 exons. Gene Ontology annotation, molecular function: RNA polymerase II cis-regulatory region sequence-specific DNA binding; DNA-binding transcription factor activity, RNA polymerase II-specific. The coding region runs from base 994 to 2571 and encodes 525 amino acids. Gene Ontology annotation, cellular component: nucleus. Lineage: Eukaryota; Metazoa; Chordata; Actinopteri; Syngnathiformes; Syngnathidae.
CGAAGGCCCCCCGAACUGGCAUGAACACCCAAACAGUUUUGGUAGCUACACCGUCACUGUUUUCUUUUCGCCUGUCCUAUUUCUCCAUCAUUUCCCUCGCUUCACUGAGCCGACCCCUCGACGUGUUGAGCACUGUUCAAAUAUUCAAGUCGUCUUGGCGCUCGUUGAAGCUUUGUGGUUUACUUUAGCCUUGUCUAGCUUAGCCUAGCAGCUAACGAGAACAAUGCGUCGGGUAUGGAAAAUGGACGCGAGAACGACAGCAGCGGCAGAAAAGUUCCCUGAAAAACUUUGUGGCGUAAAAGUUGUUCUUCACAGACUAGAAGGUUGGUUCACGUUUGACGCUUCUUAUCACGGGAUUUCGGACCGAUGGCAGCCAUCUUGGAUUCUAUUCUGGAAAUUUGCAAAAACGGCUCAAUAUUCUUGCUAUCAAAGUAGAAUCAAAACCCAUAUCGGUGCAAGGUGACAUAACAAACUAUUGAAAGAGAUAUCAUUUGACCUAUUCUGCCCAUUUUAAGAAACUGACGUCACCAUUGUUGACUAAUAUAUACGGAUUAAAAGGUGACGUCACGAACAUUUUGCUUUUUUUUGCGGGCACCCUAUUAGGCUCGAGCGUUUACGUCACAGCAGCACGGGAUCGUGCGAGAUUUGCGACAACGCAGCCAUUGCGGGAGCACGUCUGCAUCACGGGACAUUAAAACUUAACGGCAAAUAUAAUUCAACUACGAGUGCCAAAGAUGGAAAAAUGUAGGGAAAACUUGCCAGUUCGAUACAGAGACACACUUGUUACCACGGCGAAGGACAGAUAUGUGAGCAAUUUUAAGGAUGUGAACAAUGUUGACCCUCACGAGCAAGCCGAACACAAAUGGAAUAAAGAUGUCGACAAGCUUCCACCACUACGCGAAAUGGACAUCAUGCUGUAUUUAGUGUUUGGUGUAUGUUACUACACUCAUCAGCAAUUCCGAAACUACAAAGCUACGAACAGUUUUGCUGCGGAUGGGUGCAGGAUCUUCACAUUACGACCAUAGCAAACGGCAACACCAUCUUUCUAGCAAAGAUUUCAGUCCUGAAUGCCAGGAGUCUGCUCGCAUGGAAGAAGAGGAGGAGGAAGAGUCGCCACGCUUCAAGAAGGUGGAGGAAGAAUUCGUCCACAUUAAAGAGGAGCAGGAAGAGUAUUUCAUUAGAGUUGAGAACCCCCACAUUGAGAAGCAACAGCAACCUCAUCCCUUCAAAAAUGAGGAAGAGAACCCUCCGUAUGUUAAAGAGGAGGUGGUGGACAUGCUCAGCUGGACUGGUGAGCUAUUGAAGUGUGAAGAUGGAUAUCCAAGCGAGGGCAGCAAAGGGGCAGAGCCGCCAAGUGGCAGUAGCAGUUCAACAGAUGGAUCCCUAGCAGACAACCUCAUCGCUAAACCAUCAGAUAGAGUCGACGCCACAUCACACUUGCUGUUCUGUUUCAGAAAAUAUCUUGGCACUGAGCGGCAGGAGCCAGAAUCUUCUGGCGUCAAAGAGGAUGUUGAGCUCUCCCAAAUCAAACAGGAGGCCCCUUCACAGCGAGAGAGAGAAGAACUACUUCCUUUCAUAAAAGAGGAGGAAGAGCUGCCAUCCCUUAAAGGGGAGGAAGAUAUCACUCGGUCGACUGGUGAGCCCGUCAGCAGACGGGGGGUGCCUCCAAGCGGCAGCAGCAGCAGCUCAACAGAAGGAUUGCGAGCGGACGGUUUAAUCGCUCCACUAUCAGAUAGCGAAGAUGCCAUGUCACACUCGCCUGACAGUGAUGAUGAUGAUGAUGAUGAUGAAGGUCAUAAGAAAGCUCACAGAGAUAACAAACUCUGCAAAUGCUCCUUUGCUAACAACUAUACUUGUCGUAGGCAUAUGGGGACCCAGACUGGUGAGAAACAUUUGUCCUGUUCAUUUUGUGGUCAAACGUUCACUCUAAGGGAUCACUUAAAAACACACGCAAGAACCCACACUGGAGAAAAACCUUUUUCCUGCUUAGUAUGUAGCCAAAUGUUUGCACGGAAAGAUGACCUGACACGUCACACAAGGACCCACACUGGAGACAAACCGUUUUCCUGCUCAGUUUGCUGUCAGGCGUUCACUCUAAGGCAUCAUUUAAAAACACACGCAAGAACCCACACUGGAGAAAAACCUUUUUCCUGCUCAGUUUGUGGCCAAAAAUUUGCACGUAGAGACGACUUGACACGUCACACAAGAACCCACACUGGAGACAAACCGUUUUCCUGCUCAGUUUGUGGUCAAAGAUUCGCUCAGAAGGAACACUUAACACAACACACGAGAACCCACAGUGGAGAAAAACCUUUUGCCUGCUCAGUUUGUUGCCAAAGAUUCCCACAGAAGGCAUGCUUAAAUCGUCACACAAGAACCCACACUGGAGAAAAACCUUUUCCCUGCACAGUUUGUGGCCGAAGAUUCUCUAUAAAGGCCAACUUGAAAAUGCACAGCAUCACCCACACUGGGGAAAAACCUUUUUACUGCUCAGUUUGUGACCGAGGGUUCACUCGGAAGGAUCGGUUUGAGAGACACGUGUGUGUUGGUGUGAGAACCAGUAACCAAUAACUGUUUUGACUGUCAUCCAUGCUGGCUUCAUUAGACUGCAUGCAGGAUGAUUGUACUCUGUAGACCUUCCUCAAAUCCUGUUGAGGAUAAGCACUUUUGAUGCCUUACAUCUCCUUUGUCCAAACCUUGUAUUGAUACGCAACCACACUAUUCUCAAAAGUUUUGGCUCACCUGAUUAACUCUCAGGUUAAUUGGCAUGAUUUAUAUAAUACAUUAUAAUUUAUAUUUGAAACAGUAGACUCCAAAGUACAAAAAUACAAAAUAAUUCAUGAAUAAUUAAUUAGAUAAAUAUGGAAAAUUACAAUGUUCAAUAUUGCAAAAAAAUAUUAAUAAAAUAAUUGGCUCACAAAUUGUUUUUUUCGGGGGAGGAUUAUGUAUUAUUUAAAAAAUUAAUACUAUUACUACUUCUGUGCAGUGCGCAUCUUUAAUAACUCGUGAUUGACUGACAUAUUCAAGCAAAGUGAAUAUGAAAAUGAAAUAGUAAAUCAUAGUAAAGAUGAAAUGGUAUAUAUGGCCAAAGAAAUGACCUCAACUGGUGCGCAACCCUUAGAGUCUUUCACACCUUUCAGAAAAGGGCAAAAAAAUACGGGCCACUAAAAAAGUAUACAAAAAAUAUAUUACUAAUUGAAAGACGAAUUUUCUGACAUCUGCCAAAUUCUUGAAUUUGACCCUAGCACAAUAGAUGUUACACCAGUUUCUAAUAUUGGGAAGAAAAUGUUGCACUGGCACUCUCUUGAGAGCUCCAUAUGCAGUUCUCUUCCACGUCUGCAUUUGGCCACUAUGAAAGUUUUGUAAAUGCAAAAAGCACUGUUGUCUUUUUUUUUUCUUGACAAUUUUUUUGGGAGAGGACUGCAUCAAUAUUGAGAUUCAAAAGGAAAGACAUAUUCAUCGCAGCAGAAAUACUCAUCUUUAAAAAUAUGUAUCACUGUUCUGACAUGUAAUAGUGGAGAAAAAGGUUAAUAAAACCAAGUACAGGGUUCCCGCGGGUCUUUAAAAAGUCUUAAAUUUAAUAGAAAAUUUUAUUAGGUAUUAAAUUUCCAGAUGAUGCGUUUAAUGCCAGUGAAAUCACGGUAGUAUAUCGUACAACUCUGAAUGGUGUGUAUUUGAUUUAUUAAUGGUUGUGCACUAAAUACCAGAGUUUAGGAAUAAUAUGUGAAACAGUACGUUGUCCGUAACCUCAGCGUACGUCAGCGACUUGAGUUGUCGCCCAAUGCUAUUGUUAUCCGCGGUUGUAGAGGUGAAGUUUAAAUUUAUGGAUGGAAGAUGGUUUAUUUAAGAGGUGGUUAGCCCCUGGUGAAAAUAACAACAGUGCCGGGUACAAAGUCUUGAAAAAAAAGACUUUUUCAUUAGGGGCAGUGGGGGUCAAACCCUUUGAGUCGCACGAGAGGAGAAAAACACCUGCGAUCUGUAGCAACAGUUCUGUGUUUACUGUGAAAUAAAAUUAUUAUUUUUUUCUUCACCAGAAAUUGUUGCAACAUGUUUUGGUCUUAAAUGAUAUUUUUUAAGGUCUUAAAAAUGUCACUUUAAAAUGGUGCAAGAACCCUGCAAGAAGUGGCCGCCCAACAAGGAGCAGACAUUUUCCAUUACUAUUACAAGUACUAGUACAAAGAAUUGGAGGCACCGAGGCUUUCUGAAACAAUGAACCACUUUUGACACGGUUACGCUAAAUAGAUUCACUGCUUUAAGGCAUUUGACACACUGCAAUAGAGCUCCAUCUGCUGGAUAAACCUGUUGUAAAAGCUUCAUUCAUGAGCCUCAGGCCCUCAGCAUUACCUACAGUGGGUAGAACAAGUAUUUGAUACACUGCCAAUGGGAAAACCCAUUGGCAGUAUAUAAAAUACUUGUUCUCCCCACUGUAUAUAUGAAAUACAAAUGUCACUGGAUGCCGUCCAUCGUCUUGAACCAUUGGAUUGUGUCGUUCUUUUUAAGUCUGAUUUGCACAAUUAAAGUUGACCUUGUAAGUCUGUGUCACUGUUUUUGUCAAUAUGUGUUCAGUAUUUUUAAUAUCUGACAAUGCUACGGUCUUGUAAGUAGCUCGUCCUAGAUGUAAUCCACUAUGUAUUUUUCAUAAGUAUUACAGCACAGUCCUUGUGAACAAGUAAA